This is a messenger RNA of Mollisia scopiformis, 2952 nucleotides long. RefSeq names its product kinesin-domain-containing protein. The transcript has 3 exons. Bases 139 to 2619 code for a protein of 826 amino acids. The record is from RefSeq and is a predicted model, not a curated record. Gene Ontology annotation, molecular function: ATP binding; microtubule binding; microtubule motor activity. Gene Ontology annotation, biological process: microtubule-based movement; mitotic spindle organization. Lineage: Eukaryota; Fungi; Ascomycota; Leotiomycetes; Helotiales; Mollisiaceae.
AGUUGGUAAGAGAUAUCACAAAUCAUCUCUAACACUCAGAGACAUACUGAUUUGCCAUAUGCAGCCGUUCGCGUGCGGCCUCCACUUAAGCCAUCAGAUCCCGGAUUUGAACUGAUUCCACAGCGAUUUCAACGUUCUAUGGUCCAAGUAACCUCGCCCACAAGUCUGGCUAUCGAUUCUCCUCAGGGGCGGAAACUUUUCGUUUUCGACAAAGUGUUCGACGAGGAUGUCAGUCAAGAGGGAAUUUGGGAGUAUCUCGUCGAAAGCACGAAUUCAUUCGUACAAGGAUACAACGUUUCCAUGUUGGCAUACGGCCAAUCUGGUGCUGGAAAGUCUUAUACGAUGGGAACUUCAGGACCUUUAGAGCAGGGUAACCUGGAAGUUAUGGGUGUUAUCCCACGUGCUGCUACAGCACUAUUCGAGAAACUCGAAGGUCCCAAGCCGAACAACCGGAACUCCAUGUCUGGAUUACGAACACCUACCAGAUACUCAGCCAACUCUGCUGCUAUGAUGUCGAGGAAUGUCGAGAAGAACUGGACACUGAAGGCAACCUAUGUUGAGAUUUACAACGAACAACUUCGCGAUCUUCUGGUCCCCGAAGGUGUACCUUUUGGUGAGAGGGGCAGUGUAACGAUUCGAGAAGACGUCAAGGGACACAUACUUUUGACGGGGCUGCACCAAGUUGAGAUCAACUCAGUAGAAGAUUUAAUGAAUGCCCUGAACUUUGGUUCCAUGAUCCGACAAACCGACUCGACCGCCAUCAAUGCGAAGUCCUCACGAUCACAUGCUGUGUUCAGUCUAAACCUUGUGCAGCGCAAGAGCAAGUACCAGACUGCUCAGGGUGCAGAGCAGAAACGAUUCUCAGUUCCUCUGGAAGCAAUGACCGGAGCAGAUACCAUGGUCACAAUUGACAGCAAGUUGCACUUCGUCGAUUUAGCAGGUAGUGAAAGACUCAAGAAUACCGGGGCACAGGGUGAACGUGCGAAGGAGGGUAUAUCAAUCAACGCAGGUCUCGCAAGUCUGGGGAAAGUCAUUUCUCAGCUCUCCUCUCGCCAGGCCGGUUCUCACGUCUCAUAUCGCGACUCAAAACUCACAAGACUUCUCCAAGAUUCAUUGGGAGGGAACGCCAUUACGUAUAUGAUUGCGUGUGUAACGCCAGCUGAGUUCCACCUCAGCGAGACCUUGAAUACAGUGCAGUACGCACAGCGGGCCCGUGCAAUUCAGAGCAAGCCGAGAAUUCAGCAGGUGUCAGAUGAGAGUGACAAGCAUGCGCUGAUUGAGCGUCUGAAGGCAGAAGUAGCCUUCCUUCGAGAGCAGAUCCGGAGCACCGAGCGCGGAGGCGAUCGCCGCAGUCAUGCAACCACUGAGAGGCCCGAGCGACAGAACGAACGGGAAGUGGAACUACAGAACCAACUCCUCGAUACUCAAGAAAACUACACAGCCCUCAGUCAGCGCCAUGCAAAACUUAUUUCGGAGAUGGCAAAGGCACGGGAUAGCGAGCUUGCUGACAAUCAAGCGUUCGAAGAUACUUUGGGCGACAGUGCAACUGAACGAUUGAAGCGCUCCAACUCAUUUGCCGAAGCUGUGGAGCAGGUCGUGCUCGAAUACGAAAAGACGAUUCAGACUCUCGAGCAAUCUCUCUCGAGCACACGGUCAUCGCUGUCAAAUUGCGAGACAACCCUGCUUGAGAAAGAAACGAAGUGUGCAUAUGUCGAAACUAUGAACCAACAACUUCAAUCUCGCUUACAGAAAUUGAUUGAUCGUGAAUCAAGCACCGAAAACUAUCUUCAUGACCUUGAAGCUAAACUUGAUGGGCACACGUCUGGCGAGGAGAAGAAUUCAGCAAUCGUGAUGGAACUUCGGAAGGAAAUUGCUCGUGUCCGUGAAAACGAGGCGUCCUGCGAAGACUACAUCUCUACUCUCGAGGAGCGUCUAGCGGAAGCGGAUCAAGAUGCCGAGCUUAUGCAACGAGAGAUUGAUCGCUUAGAGCAUGUGGUGGAACGUCAACGUAGCUUAGGCAAACUUGACAACCUGCUUUACGAAUUGGAUCACAUUCAGCAGGAUGGCAAGAACGCAGAAGUUGAAGCCGGCGUUAAUGGUAAGCGUGCUAUAUUCGAUCACUCUCGACAGCAAAGCCUUGCCAGCAGGCGCAGCCACAAAGACGUCAUUCUUGAGACUGAAGAGGGAGAGGAUGAUGUUGCUCCUGCUGUCAGUUCCGAGGAGGUACACCGCACAGAGGCGGAUGGACCUGUCGACAAUGGAGAGUCGAUAGAAGCCGAGGAUGCGAAGAACUCUCUGGAGCCUGCAGGAAACCAUUAUCCCCCUCAAAGCCCUGCUCAGUCGAAAUUCGUAGAAGACAAGCUUGAGAAUGUCACUCAAGAACUUUUCGACCUUCGUGUAGAACACGAGUCUACCAUCAACGAAUUUGACCUUCUCUCCGCUAAGCCCCCGCGAUUCAAUCUUGUCUAUAUCAUCACCGAUCGAGACAGGGCCCACUUCUUUUUUAGCAGACGCGAGGGUGAACGAGCUAAAGGAUGGAGGACAUUAUUCAUCCUCGCGAUCGCUCUCAUCGGAAUUGUCCUCAGCUGGGGAGUUACCCAGUACUAUGGAACUCUCUGAUGCUGAAGCCGCGAUCAAGAAGUCGGAGUCUGGGGAUGUCACGAAGGAAGUGGCCAAUGACGAGACGAUAGCGGUGGAGGUAGACAAUCUGCGCAAACUUGCAGCAGAGAAGGAGCAAGCUCAGCAGUUGUUGGCCGAGAGAUAUGCUCAACUAGAAGAACAACACAUGGAUGCUCUGGAUCUCGUUGAGGAGCUUAAGACAGAAGUAUCCAAAGCAAAGAUGGUUGAAGCUUCGUCACCACGCUCAACCACCCCUGUCAUUCGACGGAAGUCAAGUCAAACGGUCAUGAUGGUCGAUAAAGCACAUAGGGCCUUCGCCUCUCUACGAAACAU